Molecule: messenger RNA, 1676 nt
Organism: Papilio machaon (common yellow swallowtail)
Lineage: Eukaryota; Metazoa; Arthropoda; Insecta; Lepidoptera; Papilionidae
Product: UDP-glucosyltransferase 2
Exons: 4
Coding region: 90-1640 (516 amino acids)
Molecular function (GO): UDP-glycosyltransferase activity
Source: RefSeq, a predicted model, not a curated record
AAUGUAACAUUUUGCAAGUCAUCUUGAAAACGGGUUUAUAAUAUCGUGACUGUAACAACAUGUUCCAAACUUGUACAUUGAUUUGAGCAAUGUUGUCGAGAUCAGUGAUUUAUUUAUUAUGUUUUACAAUAUCAUGUAUAGAAUCAGCUCGAAUAUUGGCAAUGUUUCCGACACCAUCGAUCAGCCACCAAGUGGUAUUCCGUCCUCUUACUCAAGAAUUAGCAAAACGUGGUCACGAAGUCAUAGUUAUCACAACAGAUCCUGCAUUCUCUGAAGGACAAGCACCUAAGAAUCUCACGGAAAUCGACGUACAUGAUAUUUCAUACACAAAAUGGAGGAAAAUAAUGUCGAAAAUAGAAAAUAUACCCAGAGAUCCAAUAGAGCAAGUUCAGGUGAUCAUAAGUGCUUCAUUUACUGUUUUUGAACAUCAAGUAAAAAGUGCUCGAGUUCAGGAAAUACUGAAAUACAAAGAAGACUAUUUCGACUUGAUACUUGUAGAGGCAUGUAUAAGACCCGCUCUUGGAUUGUCUUAUGUAUUUAAAGCCCCAGUUAUUCAAGUGAGUUCGUUUGGCGCAGUGAUGGACAAUCAUGAUAUAAUGGGAUCAUCAACACAUCCUAUGUUUUACCCCAAUUUGGCUAGAGACAGAUUAUACAAUUUAACUAUUUGGGAAAAAAUAUCCCAGUUAAAAAAUGAGUACAAAAACUUUAUGUACACAAUGAAUCGAGAACUUGAUAAUCAAAUUCUGAAGAGAUUAUUUGGUAAUAAUGCACCAUCCGUUGAUAAAUUAUACGAUAAUGUUGCAAUGUUAUUUUUAAACAUUCAUCCUAUUUGGGACGAUAAUAGACCCGUCCCUCCAGGAGUUAUUUACUUGGGAGGACUGCAUCAAAAUCCACAAAAAGAAUUACCUAAGGAUUUAAAAUCAUACCUAGACUCUUCCAACAACGGUGUUAUUUACUUCAGUUUGGGUACAAACGUAAAGCCGUCAAAUCUGCCACCAGAAAAGCUAGAAGCUAUCAUUAAAGUGUUCUCAAGAUUGCCCUAUGAUGUUUUAUGGAAAUGGGACAAUGAUCAAUUACCUGGACGAUCAAGUAAUAUUAAAAUAUCAAAAUGGCUGCCCCAAUCUGAUUUGUUGAGGCAUCCGAAAAUUAAACUAUUCAUAACUCAAGGUGGAUUGCAGUCUACAGACGAGGCAAUAACUGCCGGAGUACCGCUGAUUGGCAUACCAAUGUUGGCUGAUCAGUGGUAUAACGUCGAGAAAUAUGUCCACCAUAAAAUCGGUCUUAUGGUUAAUAUAGACACUCUGACUGAGGAAAAGUUUGAAAGCGCUCUUAAAUCUAUUCUAACCGAUAACAGCUAUCGCGAGAACAUAGUACGCCUGCGAAGUAUAAUGCAAGACCAGCCGCAGCGUCCACUGGAGCGCGCCGUGUGGUGGACAGAGUACAUGCUGCGUCACGGCGGCGCGCGUCACUUGAGGAGCCCGGCUGCAAACAUCUCUUGGGCUCAGUAUUUAGAAUUAGAACUUGUGUUUACUUUAGCUACUAUCUUAAUACUCUUUCUUUUUGUUCUUAUUUUAGUUGUAAAGGUAAUUUGUAAUUUCAUAUGCCAAAAAGUAUUUGCAGUCAAAAUCAAAAAAGCUUAAAUAUUACAUUUAGUUCAAAAAUAGUUAGACGAAAAA